AGCUCACUUACGACAACCUCGGUGAACUCACGUACUUGAGCCAAGUGAUGUCAGAAUCGUUGAGACUCUAUCCUGCGCUUCCAGGAUCGGUGCGCAGGAUAUGUGAUCAAGACUACGAGUACAACGGGGUUCGCAUCCUCAAAGGCAUGAAUGUUUCUGUUCCCACCCUGGAUGUACACUACGAUCCCGCACUGUGGCCAGAACCCAAAAAGUUUGACCCUGAACGAUUCAGCAAGGCCAACAAGGCUAACAUACAUCCAAUGUCGUACUUACCCUACGGAUUCGGACCGCGGAAGUGCCUAGCGUCGGCACUGUCGCAAGUGGUGAUCGCUCUCGCAAUGGCCCUUCUUGUGACGAGGUACAGGUUACUGCCCAGCGGCAAGUACAAAGACGAGCCGCCAAAAUAUGCUGCAACGACGUUACUGGGCUAUCCCAAGGAAGGUAUCUGGCUGAAACUGGAAAAAGCUUAAGGGAUGAACAAAAGAACGUGAAUCAACGUCCGUUUUGGUAUGUCUCUUGAAGUGCCAUCGUCGUUUAUCGUUUCCAUUCCAGCAGCGAGCUGCACUUUCAACUCCCCACAUGGCUGAACUCAAUCGCACGUUUUCUGUUCUCUCGCCUCGCAGCUGAAAUCACUCGUCAAUAAAGCAAUUUGAGUUGUUU
This is a messenger RNA of Rhipicephalus sanguineus (brown dog tick), 660 nucleotides long. RefSeq names its product cytochrome P450 3A19-like. Bases 48 to 470 code for a protein of 140 amino acids. The transcript is spliced from 4 exons. NCBI's taxonomy places the organism in Eukaryota, Metazoa, Arthropoda, Arachnida, Ixodida, Ixodidae. Gene Ontology annotation, molecular function: monooxygenase activity; heme binding; iron ion binding. The record is from RefSeq and is a predicted model, not a curated record.